AGUCCCUUGAUAUUUUCAUUCCCUUCAUUCCGUUUAGUCCGAAUUUCCCAAAAAUGUUAAGUGUGGAAUAAUUAAACAGGAAUUCAGUGCAACAUCUCCAGAAACCAUGCCCCGUGUGAGUAAACGUCGGCAUGCGGCAAAAGCUGUGUGGAUGUCCAGAAAGUUGGCUAGUCAAUCCACCGCAGCUCUACUCGUUCCACCACCGAAGGCGGAAAAAUGCAGACCCGAGUCGCUACAUGAUCUGGAAUUGUUCGCUGAAGGCGAACUCGAAUCGACGGUCGAAAUCGACAUCAAACUGGAACCCCUGGAGGCCGGACAGGAUGAACAAAUACUGCAGCAGGAUGAAAUGGAAGUUGAGGUGGAACUUUUGGAUCCGAAGGAUACAUGUCCGGCGGAAGAGGAGCUUGAUCCGAUUGGUCAAGAUCCUAAUCAAAAGUUAUUGCAGGAAAAGGAAGAGAACCAGCUGGAGACCCGAUGCAAGUUUUGUCUGAAACAGCUCCGGGAAGCCAGUGGACGAGGUGCUAUCACUCAAUUGAAGAUUGAAUUUGUGUUGGGCUUGCGUGAAUGGGGCACGCCGGGAACGCGACCAGCCUGUUGUGAAGGGUGUCGGAAAAUGUUUGAACUGUUCUACGAGUUCAAGCGGUCCUGUUUGGUGGCAUUGGCACGACCGGCAGAACUUCUCGUCUGGGCCGGGGCAAACAAAAGUGCAGGGAAGUUUGUAAAUUUGAAGCCCAAGAUUGUGAAUAAGGCAAAGAUAAUGGAAAGGAAAAGUGAACGACCCGCGGGAAGCAAGACGAAGAAGCAUGUUCAACAGAAGGAAAAGUUAAAUGAAGGUUCCAAGCAGAAAAGCCUUGAAGUGCAAAUACCAAGCACAGAAGCACUCUCGACAAAAUUGAAACAGGACAUCAAGAAACCAAGUUUUGAAUGUGAGAUCUGCAUGGAGAAAUUUUCCGAUGGGUUGGUGCUAAAGAAACAUUGGUUGAAUCAUUUCCCCACAGCGUCAAACGAAACUGUUACGAAGCCGACUGUUCGAAAAAGAACAACGGAUCUGCCUAUCUCUGAUGCCGCUUCCAAUAUUUCUGCACCGGAACCAGCUCCGUCGACCGCCGUGGUGGAAGAUGAGGAGCAGAAGAAAACUUAUUGUGGCCGUUGCCGGAAAUGGUUUUCGACCAAAACAAUUUACAUACACCACAAACCGUUCUGCAUCAAGUUUCAAGUACGUCCAGAACCGGCGUUCGUAUGCUCUCGCUGUCCGCAGAAAUUUCAUCGCCAGCAGGAUUUGACACUUCAUAUCAACAAGCAUAACGGAGUACGCACGAUUCCCUGUCGGCGAGACGGUUGUACCAAGAUGUUUUUCAAUACGAAAGCUCGCCACACGCACGAAAAGCUUUGCGGUCAGGACGCCCAAUUGAUAUGCAGCGUCUGUGGUUCGCUGUUUCGAUCUGGAGGAGCUCUGCGCAUUCAUUUAGAUACUCACGGCGAUCCGAAGUUUUCGUGUGAACUCUGCAACAAAGCUUUCUAUACCAGAGCCAAUCUCAAAAAGCAUUCUGCAACCCAUUCGGAAGAGCGCAAGUUCCAGUGCAAGGUCUGCGGGAAGCGGUUCAAGUCGUACGAAGCGAACCGGGUGCACCAGCGGAUCCACACGCAGGAAAAGCCAUACGAAUGCCAUAUAUGUAGCCAGCGUUUUAUGUACAACUGUUUGCUGAAGACGCACCUGGAGAAGGGACACGAACCGGAGGAACCGGGGCAACCGGUUUGAAUGCAUGCGAUGAGUAAAAGCUGGAGGAAAAUAUA
Messenger RNA from Ochlerotatus camptorhynchus, 1794 nucleotides. Its product is annotated as zinc finger protein 14-like. The transcript has 5 exons. NCBI's taxonomy places the organism in Eukaryota, Metazoa, Arthropoda, Insecta, Diptera, Culicidae. Gene Ontology annotation, molecular function: DNA-binding transcription factor activity, RNA polymerase II-specific; RNA polymerase II cis-regulatory region sequence-specific DNA binding. The coding region runs from base 107 to 1759 and encodes 550 amino acids. The record is from RefSeq and is a predicted model, not a curated record. Gene Ontology annotation, biological process: regulation of DNA-templated transcription.